AUGUCUACUCGCAUAAUCUAUUUCAUGUACCACCACACCCAUCACUGCGUCAUCUCCCGAGAAAAACGCCUAGCUGUAUCCUCCGACUCUUUCACCCUGUUUCCUCUCCUACCAGCAGAACUCAGACUCAAGAUUUGGGAAGCUGUUGCUGAUGAGCCUCGAGUGGUGGAAGUCACAUGCACUCCAACAGCGUCUCACAUUCCCGAAGGACGCUGGUUCUCUCACAGCAAAGCACCAGUGAUUUUCUGCGUGUGCUCCGAGUCUCGCUACAUCGCUCUUCAGAAAUUCGAGGUCCUCAAGUUCCAUGCAGAUCAGAUCGGUAUUCCGCCCAGUAUCACGCUCUACAUCAAUUUUGCCUCAGAGUCGCUUCACCUGUGUGGAGAUUUGCAGGCAGCCUGGGCACGGGAUCUGUUGGAGAAGAAUGAGCAGCUGAAGGAGAAGCUGAGGUUUAUUUGUGUGAAGGAGAUAUUGUGGCAGGAUCUCAAUCAGGUGCACCUUACGCCUGUGUGGAAUCCUGAGAGUAACGUGGAACCGCCACUGGCUGUUCGAGGCGGAUUGAAAGCGCUGGUUGACGUCAAGUUUCACAGUGCGAUUGUUUCUAUGCCGUGA
This is a messenger RNA of Cadophora gregata, 609 nucleotides long. RefSeq lists its product as uncharacterized. The transcript has a single exon. Bases 1 to 609 code for a protein of 202 amino acids. NCBI's taxonomy places the organism in Eukaryota, Fungi, Ascomycota, Leotiomycetes, Helotiales, Ploettnerulaceae. The record is from RefSeq and is a predicted model, not a curated record.